AUGAUUCAAGGCAGGAAAUUUCGGCUUCGGGAAGGGAAAGGAAGUAGUUUUGUUAACUUGGCAAGGAAGAGAAGAAAGAAUGAACGACGAGAUGUGUCGAAGCAAAUCCAGCAGAUGGCCAGAUUCAUCUGCCAAGAGACCGAGGAGAAAGCCAAUGAGAUAGCCGCGUCUGCUGAAGAGGAAUUCAACAUUGAAAAGCUACAAAUAGUAGAAGCUGAGAGGAAAAAGAUAAAACAAGAGUAUGAGCGCAAGGGAAAGCAGGUGGAAAUACGAAAGAAAAUAGAGUACUCGAUGCAGUUGAACGCGUCGAGGAUCAAAGUGCUGCAAGCGCAGGACGAGUUGGUGAACUCCAUAAAAGAAACUGCGAGAAAGGAACUGCAGCGUCUGGGAAAUGACAAGAGGGGAUACAAGAACCUAGUCAAGGCUCUGGUGGUGCAGAGUCUGGCUCCGCUGAGGGAGCCAUCGGUGAUACUGAGGUGCCGAAAGGUGGAUCGUAAGCUGGUCGAGUCUAUCAUCAAUGAAGCUAAACGAGAGUAUGCCGAGAAAUUCAAUGUACCCCCCCCAAAGAUUGCCAUCGACAAUGUGAGCCUCUCACCGCCUCCUCCCGGAGACGCAAACUAUUUCGCCCAUCAACCUUAUUGCUCCGGCGGCGUUGUGUUAGCUUCGGAAGACGGGAAGAUUGUUUUCAAGAACACUUUAGAUGCACGCCUUGAAGUUGCUUUCAAACAGAAACUACCUGAGAUUCGAAGGCGUCUGGUGGGAGAAGGAGGUGCAUGACCUUCACUAUAUAUAUAAAAUAAGAAUAAAUUAUAUGGUAUGAAUUGUUCUAAUGUUGCUUAAUUUUGCAUGGUCUUUCAAAGAUAAAUAAAUUGAAAUAUGUCGGUUCUGGUAAA
Hibiscus syriacus is the source of this 893-nucleotide messenger RNA. Its product is annotated as V-type proton ATPase subunit E-like. Gene Ontology annotation, cellular component: proton-transporting two-sector ATPase complex, catalytic domain. The record is from RefSeq and is a predicted model, not a curated record. The coding region runs from base 1 to 777 and encodes 258 amino acids. Gene Ontology annotation, molecular function: proton-transporting ATPase activity, rotational mechanism. Gene Ontology annotation, biological process: proton transmembrane transport. The transcript has 6 exons. Lineage: Eukaryota; Viridiplantae; Streptophyta; Magnoliopsida; Malvales; Malvaceae.